Messenger RNA from Exophiala mesophila, 1436 nucleotides. RefSeq lists its product as uncharacterized. Gene Ontology annotation, molecular function: signaling receptor binding. The coding region runs from base 122 to 1255 and encodes 377 amino acids. Gene Ontology annotation, biological process: protein import into peroxisome matrix, docking. The record is from RefSeq and is a predicted model, not a curated record. The transcript has a single exon. NCBI's taxonomy places the organism in Eukaryota, Fungi, Ascomycota, Eurotiomycetes, Chaetothyriales, Herpotrichiellaceae. Gene Ontology annotation, cellular component: peroxisomal membrane; peroxisomal importomer complex.
CCUCCAUCUCUACUAUCGACCUUGCACAUGCCCUUCCUACCAUCCCAUCUCAUCUAAAUUGGGCGUCGACAUCGCGUAUGCAGUGAAGUACUCGACCUCCUUCGUCACUCAAUUGCCCACGAUGGCACCACGCGAGGAGCUUGUCUCCUCAGCCGUCACCUUCCUCCAGGACCCGUCGGUUUCAUCGGCUCCCGUCGAAAAGCGCAUCGAAUUUCUCAAAUCCAAGAACCUGACCGAAGAAGAGAUCGAGGUCUCUCUGGCUAGAGCCGCGGGUGAACCAUCCCAGUAUAGUCCUUCACAGAAUGCACCCUACUACCCUCCAGCUCAGCAACAGAUAAGAGGGCCUCCCAGUCAACGAUAUCCUUACCCAUACAAUCCUUAUGGCGAAUGGCAACAGCCGCCACCCCCGGAGCCUCCUCGCCGGGACUGGCGAGACUAUUUCAUCAUGGCAACAGUGGUUGGUGGUGCAAGCUAUGGACUUUACGUCCUUGCACAAAGAUACAUCAAACCGUUGAUUGCUCCCCCAACCCCACCACAGUUGGAGCAGGACAAAGCCGCCAUCGAUGAACAAUUCAACCGAGCAUUUGCUUUGCUCGAUACUUUGUCGUCGGACACGGCUUCUUUGAAGGAAGCAGAAGAAGCUCGGACUGCACGACUAGACAGUGCCAUCGGAGAUAUCGAGAGUAUCGUUGCAGAUCUCAAGGCAGCAAACAUGAGAAGAGAAGAUGAUGCGCGUCGGAUGGAGUCUGAGAUCAAGAGCAUGAAGGAUAGUCUCCCAAGAUCGAUUGAUAGUGUCAAGGAUGCCAGUGAAAGACAAUUGAAGGAGUUGAGUACCGAGUUGGCGAGUUUGAAGAUGCUCAUGGGUAAUCGCAUGGGAGGAUCCAGCAACUAUGGCUCCGGCGUUGCGCGAACCCAACCUGCAACGCUUCCCACCACCAACACCGCCACGAAUGCCCAACCGUCUUCAACUGAGUCUACUUCGGCACCAGCAAAUCCCUCUAACCCAGCGCGUCAACCAUCAUCGUAUGGAGCCACAACUUCCCCUUACACAGGAGCUUCAGCAGCGCCACCAUCAUCUUCAACCGCUCCAAGACCUGCAUCUACCAGCUUCUCCAACACUGCUACCAAACCCACCAUCCCUUCGUGGCAAAUGGCAGCACAGAACAAAGCCAAAGAAGCAUCUGCGGCCAGUGCUAAUGGAACUAGCUCCGCAGCUGAUGGUGCUGACGCCGUUGCUGCCCUCACGGCCAGCUGAUUGUAUGUUGAUCAAGCAUAAAUUCGGACGGGGGACCAUCAUGAUUUACAAAAUAACAAGGUCAACAAUGUAAUUUUCAAGACUCUGCUUCUCCAACGCCACCUCCGUAUCUAGCUCUCGCAAUGUCCUUCAACAUAGCCAUAGUCUUGUCCUCUUUCUCCUUUAACCCAGCCAACCUGAC